Nerophis lumbriciformis (worm pipefish) is the source of this 3261-nucleotide messenger RNA. NCBI's taxonomy places the organism in Eukaryota, Metazoa, Chordata, Actinopteri, Syngnathiformes, Syngnathidae. The record is from RefSeq and is a predicted model, not a curated record.
AUGAAGAUGGCGGACGCCAAGCAGAAGAGGAACGAGCAGUUAAGGCGGUGGCUGGGCUCCGAGACGGACCUGGAGCCGCCGAUCUUGAGGAGGAGGAAUACGAGGGUGAAGUUCGACGAUGGCGCCGUGUUCCUGGCCGCCUGCUCCAGCGGCGACACCGACGAGGUGCAGCGAAUGCUCGACCGCGGAGCCGACAUCAACUACGCCAACGUCGACGGGCUCACCGCGCUCCACCAGGCAUGCAUAGACGACAACCCAGACAUGGUGACCUUCCUGGUGACGCACGGCGCCAGCGUCAACCAACCCGACAACGAGGGCUGGAUCCCCCUACACGCCGUCGCGUCCUGCGGCUACCUGGCCAUCGCAGAGUACCUGAUCAGCCAGGGGGCCAGCGUGGGCGCGGUCAACAGCGAAGGCGAGACGCCGCUGGAACUCGCCGAAGAAGGAGCCAUGGAAGAGCUACUACAGAAUGAGAUCAACCGGAAAGGUGUCGAUAUCGAGGCGGCCCGCAAGGAGGAAGAGCGCGUCAUGCUGCGCGACGCCCGACAAUGGGUCAACAGCGGCCAGAUCCAGGACACCCGGCACGCCAAGUCGGGGGGAACGGCGCUCCACGUCGCCGCCGCCAAGGGCUACUUGGACGUUUUAAAGCUUUUAAUACAAGCAGGGUAUGAUGUAAAUAUUAAAGACUACGACGGCUGGACUCCUCUACACGCGGCGGCACACUGGGGCCAAGAGGAGGCCUGUCGGAUUCUGGUGGAGAACCUUUGCGACAUGGACGUCAUUAAUAGAAUGGGCCAGACGCCUUUUGACGUCUCGGACGAAGACGUUCUGGGAUACUUGGAAGAACUGCAAAAGAAACAGAAUCUGCUGAUGAGCGAGAAGAAAAUAGACAAGAAGUCCCCUCUGAUUGAAACCUCCACCACCGGGGACAACAACCAAUCGAUGAAAUCGCUGAAGAGCAAAGAAACUCUGCUGCUGGAACAGGAGAAGAGCGCGCCGAGGAUCGAGACACUUGAACCCGAGAAGGUGGACGAGGAGGAGGAAGAGGAAGCCAAGAAAGACGAGUCCAGCUGCUCUAGCGAAGAGGAUGAGGAAGAAGAUUCAGAGUCAGAAAAUGAAGCGGAUAAGAGCAAACCUUCAGUGUCGGUGAGCAACAGCACGACUCCCGCUCCCGCGAGCAUCACCGUGUCUUCUCCGAGCAGUCCUACCAAUCAGCUGACCAGCCCCACGUCGCCUACUAAGAAGGUGGCCACCCAACCCGCCGCCAAAGUGUCGUCCAAAGCGGAGGAUGAUCGCAAGGACGAGUCGCCGUCGUCGUGGCGCCUGGGCCUGCGCAAGACGGGCAGCUACGGCGCGCUGGCCGAGAUCACGGCCGCCAAAGAGGCGCAGCAGGAGAAGGACGCCACCUCCGGGGUGAUGCGCUCGGCCUCCAGCCCGCGCCUCUCGUCCUCGCUGGACAACAAAGACAAAGAGAAGGAGAAGGACAAAGGAACUCGACUCGCCUACGUGGCACCGACUAUUCCAAGAAGAUUGGCCAGCGCGUCGGAUAUUGACGAGAAGGAGAACAGGGACUCCGGCGCGCUGAUCCGUAGCGGCUCGUACACCCGGCGGCGCUGGGAAGACGAACAGAAGAACAACGAAGGAACCGCCUCCACCAACAGAACCUCCAGCUACCAGCGAAGCACGUCCCACACGCUAGCGCUAGGGCGGAGCGGCAGCACGCGGGACGUGCCGGCCAAGUCUUCGUCCACCUCCAGCUUGGACCCUAACACCUGUAACACUAAACCCUGGCAGCCGCCCGCCUCCCACUACCAGUCAUACAGCAUUUAUCGCAGCGGCUCUUUCGGCAGACGAAACGACGACUCGAGCUCCCCGACGACCGCGGCCGCCUCGUCCUCCGCGACGACCACCACCUCAUCAUCGGUUACCUCGCCCGCGGGCCAACGCGGCCCGGGCUCCGCCUCCACGCGCACCGGCUCCGCCGGUCUCACCAGCAGGUACUGGUCUGAGGAGAGCGCGGAGAGGGAAAGGGACAAGGAACGGGAGUCGGCCGCCGUCACCCCCACCAUAAACACUGGCUCUACCACCACCACAACGUCGACCACUACUACCUUUGGCACCACGGGAACGGGCCCCGAACGACGCAGGUCCUACCUGACACCCGUACGAGACGAAGAAUCCGAAUCUCAGAGGAAAGCCCGCUCCAGACAGGCCCGCCAGACCAGGAGGUCCACACAGGGCGUCACUCUGACUGACCUGCAAGAGGCCGAGAAGACCAUCGGCAGGAGUCGCGCCACAAAAAGCCGCGAGGAGGAGAAGCAGGACAAAGAGAAGCAGCAGCAGCAGGAGGAGAAGAAAGAGUUAGAGCUGAAGGACGACGAGUACCGACCAAAAUACCGCAGCUUUGAAGACCGUUACCGGACCACGUCCUCUGCCGCCUCGUCCCCGGUUUCCACCGUCAGCACUGCCUCGGCCCCGUCCUACUCCAGCACGGCGCUGACCCCCGGCUCGCUCAACAGGCCCAACAGCCUGACGGGCAUCUCUUCCUCUUACGGCCGCUCCUCCAGGGAUACCGAGAAAGAAUCGGACAAAAAGGAGGAGGAGAAGGAGGGAGACGACAAGUCUCAGCCUCGCUCCAUCCGGGAUCGCCGGCGGCCCCGUGAGAAGCGACGAUCCACCGGCGUCUCGUUUUGGACCCAAGAUGGCGACGACAACGACCCCGAGCAGCGGUCCGACUCGGAGGAGGGCAGCAUCAAGGGAGAGCCGCCUUUCAAUGUCCACUCCCGUGGCAGGACCGACGGCGCCGCCCCCGCGCCCUCCCUGGACCGCAACGACUCCCCGCUCGGCCGCAACUACGGCGAAAGUCGGAGGACGUACUCCAGCCGGCUGGAUAGAGACGACGCCACCGACUACAAGAAGCUCUACGAGCAAAUCGUUGCUGAGAACGAGAGGCUGAAGGCGCAGUUACGUGACACGGACCUGGAGCUGGCCGACUUGAAGCUGCAACUGGAGAAGGCCACGCAGAGGCAGGAACGCUACGCCGACAGGUCGCAGCUUGAAAUGGAGAAAAGGGAAAGACGAGCUCUCGAAAGGAAAAUUUCUGAGAUGGAGGAGGAACUCAAGAACCUCCCCCAGGUAAAGCAGGUUCAGACUCUGCGUCAGGUUAAGGAGCGGCUGCAGGCCGAGAACCGAGCGCUGGCCCGCGUGGUGGCGAAGCUCUCGCAGGCCGCCUGCGGCCAACUGCCCGCCGUCGACCUCUAA